AUGUCCACAGAUGAGAAGAUAAAAAAGCCAUUCAUAAAACCAGACCUGACACCUCAGCCCCACUUCAUACCCGGAUACACAGGAUUCUGUCCGGAAUUACCCCUAGUGGUCGGUUCCAGCUACGGACGAGUCACGUCUGAAAUACUGCAGAGACAUCCACGCAUAGCCGGUCGUCUGAAGCCAACAGAACCACAAAUAGCACAGCCCAUCAAAGUUGAAGAACAAAGAUUCCGAGAUCAGAAACUGAACAAAGUCAUCAUAAACAGUCGUGUUCCUGCAGUGGGUAGAAGAGUUCUCAAUGAUUACAUGAUGCCAGGUUACUGUGGUCAUGUUCCAAACAGUACUGAUAUCGUUGGGGAGAAUUUUACGAGAGGAUGUGUGUCCGCUAUUGCUAAAUUCGCUGAAGAUCAGUUAAAGAUGCGAAAUAAGAACUAA
Messenger RNA from Uloborus diversus, 435 nucleotides. RefSeq names its product protein FAM166B-like. The record is from RefSeq and is a predicted model, not a curated record. The transcript has a single exon. Bases 1 to 435 code for a protein of 144 amino acids. Lineage: Eukaryota; Metazoa; Arthropoda; Arachnida; Araneae; Uloboridae.